Vespula pensylvanica (western yellowjacket) is the source of this 1783-nucleotide messenger RNA. RefSeq names its product drebrin-like protein (gene Abp1). Gene Ontology annotation, molecular function: actin filament binding. The transcript is spliced from 5 exons. Gene Ontology annotation, biological process: positive regulation of dendritic spine morphogenesis; neuron projection morphogenesis; regulation of actin filament polymerization. The coding region runs from base 345 to 1757 and encodes 470 amino acids. Lineage: Eukaryota; Metazoa; Arthropoda; Insecta; Hymenoptera; Vespidae. The record is from RefSeq and is a predicted model, not a curated record. Gene Ontology annotation, cellular component: dendrite; lamellipodium; actin filament.
GUAACGUGUCGGAAAUUGAAUAUAGCUUUGUCUAAAAGAGCCAUAAGUUUUUGUAACCGCGAAUCUUGAGACGCGUUUAUAAAAUAUAUUAAAUAUCAUUACUUUCAAACUUAUUUUGCAAUAACUCUUGAAAUGAAUUCUUUUGUUGAAAAAAUGAUUUUUCUUAAUAACAUAAGAAUAUUAUUGUUCCAUAGUUGGUAACAAAAGGGCGUUGACACGCAAUCAGAAAAGCGAACCUAGAGAGACACGUGAAGAUGCAUCUUUGACUAUCUUUUAUUAUAUCAGUGGUUGCACUGUUAACAAUUCGUUGUAUUGGUUGACUUUUAUAUGAAUUCAUUACAAACAUGUCAAUUAAUUUAACAAAAAACAAAGAUACGUUGGUGGCCGCUUGGCACAGUGUAGUCGACGAUAAGUCGUCUACUAACUGGGCUGUAUUUGGAUAUGAAGGUCAGACAAAUAACUUGAAAGUUGUUGGUACAGGGAAUGGUGGAUUAGAAGAAAUGAUUGAUCGUUUAAGUAGUAGUCAUAUUAUGUAUGCCUUCUGCCGUGUGAUUGAUACUAAAACAAGUUUACCAAAAUGUUUAUUAAUUAAUUGGCAAGGAGAAGGUGCACCUAUUGUUAGAAAAGGAACAUGCGCAAACCAUAUUAGAGAUGUAGAAAAAUUAUUAAAAGGUGCACAUAUAACAAUUACUGCUCGUUCCGAAGAUGACGUGGAAGUUGAUGUUAUUAUGGAGAAACUUGCAAGAGCUACUGCUUCUGCAUAUAAAUUUAAUGAACCACGUAGUGAAAAUGAUGCACACACAGGUCCUAUUGGCACAACAUAUAAACGAGUAAUACCAGAACAAGAAAUAAAUGCAACGGAGAGAGAUCAAUUCUGGCAAAGAGAAGAAAUUGAAGAAAAGAAAAGACUGGAACAAGAAAGAAUUCGAAAUGAACAAGAGCGUCAAAGAUUAGAAAAGGAAAUUAGAAUGAGAGAAGAGAAAGAAAGUCAAUUGAGAGAACAACAGGUAUCUGCUAAGGAAAGUUCAAUAGCAAGACAAAAAUUAGCAGAACAACGUGCAGAAGAAGCAAAUAAUUUACGUAAUCGUAUAGCAGCUAGUCAACAAUAUAAUGAAGAUAAUGAUGAUGAUCAUAAAUCUAGAAGCGAGGAAUUAAGAAGACAAAGAAGCAAAGAAGCGCAGCAAUUAAUCGCUCAAAGAACAAUAAAUGCUAGAGCUGUUUUUGAACAAAAUUCUGCUGCUGGACAAAUGAAAUCUUCUCAAGUCCAACAUUCUUUACAGAAGGGUGGUCAUGUAGAAGCUGCUAAAAAAGCAAUUGAGGAAAGUCAACAAAAGGAGCAUGUAGAUAUUAAACCUCAGGAAGCAACACCAGUAGAAGUAAAAAAGAUAAACGAUACAGAAACAUUAACAAAUUCUGCUACAGAAGUGGUAAAUACUAUUACACCUCAUGAUUCAAAAAUAUCUUCACACGAAACAGAGACUGAACAAACUAAUAAGGAAGAUAUCACUGAUAAUGAAUUAUAUAAUCAGCUUGAUGGUUCUUAUUUAUAUUUUGAUCCCAAUAAUGAGGGUAUGAAAGCAAGAGCUUUGUAUGAUUAUCAAGCUGCGGAUGAUACAGAGAUUACUUUUGAUCCUGGUGAUAUAAUCACUCACAUAGAUGCCAUUGAUGAAGGUUGGUGGCAAGGACUGGGUCCUGAUGGGACAUAUGGAUUAUUCCCAGCUAAUUAUGUAGAAGUUAUUGAUUAUAAUACAACAUGAUAGAGGAUAUAUUUUGGACAACAAAA